Kwoniella botswanensis is the source of this 1890-nucleotide messenger RNA. RefSeq lists its product as uncharacterized. Gene Ontology annotation, molecular function: monoatomic cation transmembrane transporter activity. The transcript has 7 exons. Gene Ontology annotation, cellular component: plasma membrane. Gene Ontology annotation, biological process: monoatomic cation transport. Bases 1 to 1890 code for a protein of 629 amino acids. NCBI's taxonomy places the organism in Eukaryota, Fungi, Basidiomycota, Tremellomycetes, Tremellales, Cryptococcaceae. The record is from RefSeq and is a predicted model, not a curated record.
AUGUCACCGAUCCUCAAGCGAGAUAUAUCCGAACAAUAUCGACAAGCCAAACGACUGGCUUCCGCGACUCUCGGCUCAUCAUCCAAUGAUAAAUCAUAUAACAACUAUGAAAGGGUAUAUGAAGAUGAACUAGGAGAGAGCUCUUCUGGUAGUAGUAGUAGGAAGAACGAGGGAUAUUCGAAUAGCUCUUCGGCGAGACAGGGUAUAGGAGUGGAUAAGGGGGAGGUUGAGAGUGCUUUCCCAACUUGGAAGGGGAGUACUACUCCGCAAAUGUCUAAUGGAUCUUGCAAAGGGAAAGGGAGAGAUACGGGUCAAGGAGAGCAUACGAGAAUAGCCGCUGCCGAAGAGUAUGAGUUAAAUGACGAUCUGGAAAAGGAUGAGGAAUAUAUCAAAAGGUCAGAUUCGAUAUCAAUAGAUGAAGAUCAGAUUAGACCUGUACGAUCUAGAAGAUUGAAUAUGGAUUAUGCUGAGCCUGACGAUGGAAUACGGAAUACCAAUUUGAACGGGAUAGGUAAAUGGAGGGAUUUAAGGAGUCUCUUAUUAGAAUCAACGCCUUCAUUACUCCUCUCGCUGAUCGGACUAGUAUUCACGGGCGAGUUACUCGAGCAUCUCGCAAGAUGGCGAGUUUUUCGCCGGGUCGAUGAGCUAUUCAUCCUCGUUCCGAUGAUAGGUAAUCUCAAGGGGAACCUCGAGAUGUGCCUAUCAGCGAGAUUAGGUACCUCUGCCAAUAUAGGUGAACUGGAUCAUAAACCCACCAGAAAGAAGAUGAUCAUGGCCAACUUGACCUUGUUAGGUCUACAAGCACUCUUGAUCUCAUGCCUGGCAGCGGUCAUUUCAUUCUUCUUAGGGUGGAUCACCAUCCAUCGAUUGGGUGAUUCACCUUCGUCUGGAGAUACCACCACUGUGAUAUCUCCUCCCGAACCUGAAGAUCCGGGAUUAUCGAUGGCUGGCGAAGAGUGGCAUGAGGGAUAUACCAGACCGGGAUUCAAGCAGCUCUUAAUGGUUUUAGCGACUGGCAUGGGAGCAGCAGGGAUAUCGUCAGCUGUUUUGGGUAGCUUUAUGAGUAGUUUGAUUAUUUUGGCUAGAUGGUGGGGUGCUGAUCCUGACAACAUCACACCACCCGUUGCGGCAUGUCUCGGGGAUUUGCUUACUCUCUUCGUCCUCGCCUUGCUGGGUACAGCGCUAGUAGGAGCAAUGGAUACUGUUAUACCGCUCUUGGCAGUCAUCGUCAUGUCAAUAGCAGCUGGAUGGUUCACUAGACGAGUGAUAAGGAAUGAAUGGGUCAAGAAUGUUGCUAAGGGUGGAUGGGUCCCAUUGAUCGGCGCGAUGCUCAUCUCAAGUGGAACGGGUAUGGUCCUAGCUAAAGGUGUAGGGAAGUACCGUGGUUUUGCACUACUGGCCAUCUCCAUGACAGGUCUGACGGGUUCCAUCGGUGCCAUCCAUGCCAACAGACUUUCCACCUCUCUUCAUACGCUACUCCAUCCCAAACCGCAUUCCGAAACUCUAUCGUCAUCAAGUAAUGGUAUAAAUCAUCACGGCUUGACACCUUUCCAAAGCGCUAUGGCAUUAUACCUCAUUGCUUUCCCAUGCCAAGCUGCGUUCCUGGCAUUCGUAAGUUGGGCAGGAUGGAUAGAAAUCAAUUUGGGAUUGGCAGGUUGGGCAUGUUACGCUUUGACCACCGGUGUAUCGUUAGUGUUGGCUCAUUGGAUGACCCUGUUCUUCUGGUCCAAAGACUUAGAUCCAGACUCAUACACCUUACCAAUCCACUCGGCAUUGGUCGAUUUCCUAGGUCAACUAUUCCUGAUGCUAGCAUAUGAGAUUUGUAUAUGGCAAGGAAAAGAUGUUGUAAUUCAUGACAAGGUUGAACGAUUAUUUUCACCUCCAUCAUAG